Molecule: messenger RNA, 711 nt
Organism: Sorghum bicolor (sorghum)
Lineage: Eukaryota; Viridiplantae; Streptophyta; Magnoliopsida; Poales; Poaceae
Exons: 2
Coding region: 45-392 (115 amino acids)
Cellular component (GO): mitochondrial outer membrane translocase complex; mitochondrion
Source: RefSeq, a predicted model, not a curated record
AUCUUCUUUUUAUCUGGGACGAAAAGCCCAAAAGGCCCAUCAAGAUGACGUCUCCGCCUCCAAUCAACUCUACUACUACAGGUUUUUAUUUAUUAUUAGCUCGCGGAGGAGAGGACGCCGCCCGCAAGAAAGAAGUCAUCGGUAGAGUCGAAAUCAAAACCCUACAAGAACCCCACCGGAGAAGAGGCGCCGGAGGGCGAACGGAGAGCGGGAUCAUGGCGGGUCCAGCUGCGGCGGUGGCGGAGGCGUGGGACAAGGUCGCCGUGUUCGUGUUCAAUCAACUCUACGACGAGAGGAAGAGGGCCGAAAACGACAAGAUAGCAAAGGUUCUUGGUCUAUUCGUUGGAUCCAUCCUAUUGAUGCGCAAUUGUGGUGAUAUAAUGGCCGUCUAAGGAAUCAUUGGUAGGAUGACAGCAAUGGAGAUCAGUAGAGCUGAAUUUCUCUGUUCUUUUCUCCCCUUUUUGUUAGCAGUGGACUUGUUCUUACUUUAGUCUUAGGAUAAUUGAAGUGCAUCUAGACUCUAGAGACAUUUGUUUUGCUAGAAUUGCAACCAAAUUAUUGGUCCAAUAGGUGUCUGCUUGCUCAUGUGAAUUAUGGGUUACCACUUUCAUGAUAUUUUCUAUGGAUAGAACUACUGGAGUUGGCUUCAAGUGCAGUGCGCACGAGUUGCAACUUUUUCUGAAACCUUUUGAAUUCUAGACAGUCAAAUGA